AUGACUACCCUCGACCCAGCCACCGGCCGUCCCUUGGCCGACUCUGCUAUUCAGCGAGGCUUCUCUGCUGGCUCAUGGACCGCUCCUCCGCGCCCGACCGCCCAAAUGAUUUUCACCGCUCGCCUGCGCAUCAUCGAGACAUCGCUAUCAAACCAGAUAAAGACUGAUAUCGUGCUCGAGGAUCCCAAGACUGUCGAGCAGGCCAACGACAGCAGCCGUUUCUUUGCCGUCCGCGUUGUCGGCGAAGGUGGCAUGAAGGCCACUCUGGGUAUGGGCUUCGAAGAGAGACCUGAUGCCUUCGAUUUCAGCAUUACACUAUCCGAAGCUAGAAAGCUACUUGGCAUGGACCAGAAUCCCAAGAAAGAUUUCAGUCUGAAAGUGGGCGAGAGCAUCCACGUCGAGAUUGGAGGCCGUGGUAGAAGGCAGCAGCAAUUGAGUGCGCCAUCCAACGACGAUGGCAGCGCUCUCUUUUCCAUCCGCCCUCCGCCUCCGCCUGCUGCUGGAGACGACUUUGCACUUCCUUCUCUCGCUCCUCCACUGUCAGCUGCUCAUGUCAAGGCCGCGUCAAAGAGCCCUUCGCCCGCAAGGCAGCAGCCGCAAUAUCAGUCCCAGCAGGACCACAACCAGCCUUCAGCCCAAGACCUGGGCUUUGACGAUGGCGAGUUUGGCGAAUUUCAAUGA
Molecule: messenger RNA, 681 nt
Organism: Aureobasidium vineae
Lineage: Eukaryota; Fungi; Ascomycota; Dothideomycetes; Dothideales; Saccotheciaceae
Source: the annotation of a GenBank genome assembly